AAAUACUUAUUUAUGCAUCCAAACAUUGAAAUUAAAGAAAUUUUGAAUUUAUUAUUGCAAGCAGACUUACUAAAAUUUUGAAAAUAUUUAAUGAUUGCCAAAUACAUAAUAAAGUGAAGUACCACAGAAUGGAAAAGGGAACGAUUUUGUUAUUAAUUGGUUGUCUGCAGAUUUUGCAUUGUCUGAUUUUGGUAAAUAGUGAAAAUGUCGGCAUAGCAACGUCAUCAGUGCAAAAUGCAUUGCCAAAUAAUACGACAAAAAAUAACACAGAGUCUUUGUCACAAUUAUUAAAUACAACAGGAAGCAAUGCCAAUGUACAUAAGAAUCGCAAUAUAACACCAACUGGAACGGAAAACAACACGAAAAGUGCAAAUAUACCGAUAGAUCGAAAUAACAAUAAGACAGAGGAGUUAGGGAAAAACGGUAUGGCUACCAAAAAUUCGGAAAACAAAGAAGAUAGUUCUCAAAAUUCUACCACUAACCUUGGUGUAAUAACAGUGAAUGCAACAGAUGUAACAAUCCCAAAGGACAAGUUAAAAACAACAAAUUUGAAACCGGGAAUGCAAAACGAAAAUAUCUCGCAGGCAUCAAAUAAAACAACGGAAAUAAAAUAUAUUACGAAACCAACAAAAACUACCGCUUCAACCAAAGGAAAACCCGUAUCCAGUAAUACAACUGCUACUACAACCACCACCACCACUACGACCACACCCAAACCAAAGAAACCUAGUAUCACUUUUGGACUUGGUGAUUUCCCAAUUUUGCCAGGAGAGUCGAACGUUAUAAAUGCGAUGGUAGCAUCUAGCUCAAAACUGCCAGUGGCUAACGACCCCGUCGUGCCACCGAAUGUGCAACCGUCACAAGAGUUAAACAACGGCUUCAACUAUUAUAGCAGCCGAGAUUACAUAGUACCCAUAAUGACAGUUCUCUUCACAAUACCCUUGGCAAUUGGAGUUGUUAUUACCACUUAUCGUCGAUUCCGCGAUUGCUGGUCUACGCGACAUUAUCGCCGAAUGGAUUUCUUGGUUGAUGGCAUGUACAAUGAUUGACAAAUGGAUACUAAAGAUAUAUCCGAUAUCACCAUCGGAAAAUAUGAAGCAGAGACAGAUGAUAAUGCUGUAGGUAUUGCUCAGCAAUUAGUACCGCAAUGCACAAUAACAAUAUCUUAAUACAUAGUAGUUGUGACAAGAGAGAGUGAGAUUCGAUAAGUACUAGUAGUUAAAAACAAAACUCUAUUAGUUUUUUACAAACAUUUUUAAAAUCGGCAUUUGUUUAUAAUCAAAAUUUGCAUGCAAUUUGCGAAUUCUUUGUAAUUUGAAAACCAAACGAAUUAUGUUCAUAUUUAUGAACGUGCAAACAUUUUGGGGAAUUCAUAAAAUUUACGUGUUUAGUAAAAUCUUCUGUAAAAAUAUCUCUCAAGUCUUUGUACUUCCAAAAACGUUUGAAUUACUGUCAUCUUGUAAAAUAUUUUAUUUAAUUAAAAAGCCAAUUGUGCAAUUGUACGUUACAAUUAAUCCAAACGAUAUAUACAAUUGUAGCAUUUUAAGAUAAGCAUUUUUAUUUAUCAUACUGUGGCAGCAAUUGGCGUGCGUUGAUUUAAGAAAAAAAGCAAUUUGUUGAUUAAUCAAAAUUUCAGCCAAAUUCUUUAAAUAGAAAACAAGUGUAAUAUAUGUAUAUGGUGCAAUUUAGAGCUCAAAAAUUACCAAAUCUUAUAUUAAUAAGUGUAUUACACUUAAACAUAGCAUUUAUAGAAAGUAAAAGCACAUACUUUUAAAAAAAAUAUUUCGGAAAUGCUAAAGUAUUAGUAAAUUAGAUGACUAGUUUGAGUUACCCAUUUCUUAAUUGGCUUCCAUAUUGAUUAUUAAAAGAAAUAUAUAAAAUAUAUUUUUCUUUUCAGUGACAAUAAUUUAAAACCAAAUGAUGAAAAAUAUAAAAUUGAAAUUAGUAUUGCUAAUAUAUGAAAGCAAUUAUAAAAAUACUUAGAUUUGAAAGUGCCUUAUAAAUGCUAAAGCAUUUAUUUCAUAUAGGGUACGUCUAAUAUUUGUGCAUAGUUAUUAAGAAAGUAUAAAAAAA
This is a messenger RNA of Bactrocera tryoni, 2073 nucleotides long. RefSeq names its product probable serine/threonine-protein kinase nek3. The transcript has a single exon. The record is from RefSeq and is a predicted model, not a curated record. Bases 129 to 1049 code for a protein of 306 amino acids. NCBI's taxonomy places the organism in Eukaryota, Metazoa, Arthropoda, Insecta, Diptera, Tephritidae.